Messenger RNA from Gracilinanus agilis (Agile Gracile Mouse Opossum), 2456 nucleotides. RefSeq names its product zinc finger protein 883-like. The record is from RefSeq and is a predicted model, not a curated record. Gene Ontology annotation, biological process: negative regulation of transcription by RNA polymerase II. The transcript has 4 exons. Lineage: Eukaryota; Metazoa; Chordata; Mammalia; Didelphimorphia; Didelphidae. Gene Ontology annotation, molecular function: DNA-binding transcription repressor activity, RNA polymerase II-specific. Bases 1 to 1968 code for a protein of 655 amino acids.
AUGAGUGAGGAAGGAGUGAAGUGGAAGAAUAUCCAGUACAAAGUAUACCCUAGAUUUUCCAUGGAGCAGGGAUCAAUAACAUUCAAGGAUGUGGCUGUGGACUUCACCCAGGAGGAGUGGGGCCUGUUGGACCAUUCUCAGAAAGAGCAGUACAUGGAGGUCAUGCUGGAGAAUGCCUGGAAUCUGCACUCUGUGGGGCUUCCAGUUCCUAGAGAAGAUUUACUCUCCUCUUUUCAACAAGGGGAAUCACCAUGGCUGCUAGAGGAAAAAAGCCCAAGGAGCUCCUGUCCAGAUGUAGAUACCAAUUUUGAAGUGAAGGAAAUGUCUACAAAGCUUACCAUUUUUGUGGAAGGAUGUGGCUCUAAAAGAUGCAUGAAUGAGAGUCUCAUUUUGAGAGAAAUCUGUGACUCUGAUGUCAAGGGAAAAAAAAAUUCAAAGAAUGAUAGUGAAUUUGAUGAAACUGCAGAGAAAUUCAGCCAAUAUUUAGUCCUAAAUCAGGAUAAGAAAUUGUCCUCAGGAAAUGACUGGUGUCACGAUAGUGAAUACAACAAAUAUUUUUCUAAAGAAGUUGAAUUUGUUCAGUCCCAGGAGAAACCUGAAAUGCCCAUGUAUGAAGAUAAUCUAGGGGGCAUGAUGUUUGGCUGGAGUUUAGACCUCAUUAAACAUAAAAAAAUAAGUCCUGGAGAAAUGUUUUCUGUGAGUAAUAAAGGUGGUAAAACCUUCAGUCAGAACUCUGAGAUUGGUUCAUAUCAGAUAAUACAUUCUGAAGAGAAAUCUUAUGAAUGGAAACAAUAUGGAAAGGCUUUCAAACAGGGGUGCAGACUUACUAAACAUGAGAGAAUACAUAGUGGAGAGAAACCUCAUGAAUGUAAACAGUGUGGAAAGGCUUUCACAUGGCAGAAAAGUCUUGCUCUACAUCAGAGAAUUCACACAGGAGAGAAACCUUUUGAAUGUAAACAAUGUGGAAAGAAUUUCACACUGAGGGGUAAUCUUGCCAGACAUCAGAGAACCCACACUGGAGAAAAACUGUAUAAAUGUAAACAGUGUGGAAAAGCUUUCACUUGGCACGACAGUCUUGCACUACAUCAGAGAAUUCAUACAGGAGAGAAACCUUUUGAAUGUAAACAAUGUGGAAAGACUUUCACACUGAGGGGCAAUCUUGCCAGACAUCAAAGAACCCAUACUGGGGAGAAACCUUUUGAAUGUAAACAUUGUGGGAAAGCUUUCACACAGAGCUCCAGUUUUUUUGAACAUCAGAAUAUUCAUACAGGAGAGAAACCUUAUGAAUGUAAACAAUGUGGAAAGACUUUCACACUGGGAGUCUAUCUUGCACAACAUCAGAGAAUUCACACUGGGGAGAAACCUUUUGAAUGUAAACAAUGUGGAAAAGCUUUCACACAGAGCUCCGGUCUUUCUGAACAUCAGAGAAUCCACAGUGGAGAGAAACCUUAUGAUUGUAAACAAUGUGGAAAGUCUUUCACACAAAGGGCUGUUCUUGCUGAACAUCAGAGAAUCCACACUGGAGAGAAACCUUACAAAUGUAAACAGUGUGGAAAGUCUUUCACACAGAGGGCUCAUCUUGCUCAACAUCAGAGAAUCCACACUGGAGAGAAACCUUUUAAAUGUAAACAAUGUGGAAAGUCUUUUGCACAGAGGGUCCAUCUUGCUCAUCAUCAGAGAAUCCAUACUGGAGAGAAACCUUAUGAAUGUAAACAAUGUGGAAAGGUUUUCACAUGGUAUCGCAGUCUUGCACUACAUCAGAGAAUUCACACAGGAGAGAAACCUUAUGAAUGUAAGCAAUGUGGAAAGGCUUUCACAGUGAGAGGCAAUCUUGCUAGCCAUCAAAGAAUCCACACCAAGGAGAAACCCUUUGAAUGUAAACAAUGUGGGAAGACUUUCACAGUGAGGGGCAAUCUUGCCAGCCAUCAAAGAAUCCACACUGGAGAGAAACCUUAUGAUUAUAAAUAAUGUGGAAAGGCUUUUACACAAAGGGCUAUUCUUGCUGAACAUCAGAGAAUUUGCACUGGAUAGAAACCUCAUGAAUGUAAACAAUGUGGAAAGACAUUCACACUGGAGAGAGAACUUGUGAAUCUAAACUGUUUGGAAAGGCUUUCACACAAAGGACUGCUCUUGCUGCACAUCAGAGAAUCCACACUGGAGAUAAACCUUAUAGAUAUAAACAAUAUAGAAAGACUUUCUCACUGGGGAGUCAUGUUGCUAAAUACCAGAGCAUUCACAUUGGAGAUAAACUAUAAAUGUAAUCAAUUUGGGCUAGAUUUUCACAUAAAGCUCCACAAAUGUUUUGUGUCAGAAAUCCCCACUGGAAAGAAGCCUCCUGAUUGAGGCUGAGGUUGUAAUUGCCACUCUUAGCUCACUUAACAGACUAGGAUCUAUGGUAGAGAGAAACUUUAUGAAUAUAAUUAUAUAGUUAGAGAUUUUGUAUCUUGAACUACAUU